AUGUAUGGAACCACAUCUCUUAUUCUUUAUUAUGAUGAUUUUGCGAUUUUACUCUUUCAUUAUGAUGGUCAGACUAGUGAAUGGGAUCAAUUUGAGUGGUCAAGGAAUGCAAUCCAUAUUAGUGCAAGGAAACAAACAAAAUGGUGGUAUGCUAAAAGAUUUUUGCACCCUGAUAUAGUUUCAGCCUAUGAAUAUAUUUUUAUUUGGGACGAAGAUCUUGGAAUAGAACACUUCAAUGGAGACAAGUAUAUUAAUUUAGUUAAAAAACAUGGUUUGGAGAUCUCUCAACCUGGUCUUGAGCCCAAUAAUGGGUUGACAUGGGAGAUGACAAAAAGGAGGGGUGACAAAGAAGUUCACAUGAUUUCAGAAGAGAAACUAGACUGGUGUAGCGAUCCACAUUUGCCUCCUUGUGAUAUAUUUGUGGAAAUUAUGGCACCCGUCUUUUCCCCAGCACAUGAAAAAAUUGGUGUAAUUGAUUCACAAUGGAUUGUUCAUCAAGUAAUUCCUUCACUUGGUAAUCAGAAAGAAUCUAAAAAAAAUGAA
Molecule: messenger RNA, 543 nt
Organism: Cajanus cajan (pigeon pea)
Lineage: Eukaryota; Viridiplantae; Streptophyta; Magnoliopsida; Fabales; Fabaceae
Source: RefSeq, a predicted model, not a curated record